CAUUAGUUGCAAACCUGAACUCACGAUCCCUCAACUGAGAGAAAGUCUUGAACACCACCCACGGCGAACCCGAAAGGAGCACCAAAGAUGGGAUACAAUGUCGCUCGCUUGGUACUAGCGGCCCUGGCUGUUCUCGUCGUCCAACGGAAACUGGGAGCGCAGGCACGCAGAAGAGACAAACGCAUCACGCGCGAACACGAGCGCGUCCUCAUCCUCGGCGCCUCCAGCGGCGUCGGCCGGGCUGUCGCGAAACGAUAUGCAGCCCGUGGGGCGCUCGUCUGCGUCGUCGCUCGACGUGCCGACGAAAUUGCCAACUUGGCCAAGGAGUGUGGGGAGAAGUGUAUAUGGCACGUUGCGGAUUUCAGCAAGGUCGACGACCUGGUCGGCCUGAGGUCCCGACUCGACAAGGAGUGGCAGGGCCUGGACACCCUGCAUAUCUGCGCCGGCGUAUCGGCCCUGCAGCCCAUCAUGGCUCUCACUGGGAUCAAGUCCGCUGAGGAGGAUGCAGAUGCUGCGGGGAUCCAAACGGCUGUCGACAUCGCCGGACGUGCUGUCUCGGGCAACUUCAAUGGACCGCUGACCUCUGCUCUGACAUUCAUCCCCAUGUUGACGAGGACGUCCAAGUCACCGUCGAUCCUGCUCGUUUCCUCGGUGGCAGCGGUCAUCCCGGCGCCCACCAGAGCCCUUUACGCGGCGACCAAAGCCUCCUCCUUGUUGUUAUUCCAGGCUUUGGCCAUUGAGCACCCCAAGAUUGCAUUCACCCACGUCCUGCCCGCCACCAUCGAAGGGAACUUCCGGGCAUCCGCGGUGGACUCCGGCCCCGUUAGGGAGGACGACCCAAACAAGCAUGGAUUGAAGGUUGGAUACGUUGCUGAGAGGUGCAUCAGUUCGGUCGACGGCGGCGUCACAGGAAACGUUUUGUUGCCCAAGUUUCCGUACGCUAUCGCGCAGUAUCUGUAUCUGUUGUGGCCUUCUUUCAUUGAGGGCCGGGCACGUAAGAAGUACAACUUUGAGGCAUAGGCUGGCCUCGACGCCAGCAAUAGUAAGAGCCGCGUUACCAUUAAAUCGACGCCGUGGGAGAUCCCCCUCUUAUGGUAGGCAGCAAGUUUGCCUCCAGGCCUGGUUUUGCUCAAGGCCGAGAUGACUAGUUCCCCCCUUGUCAAAACACUCACUGGCUGCAGCGAAUUCUGAGAAUGUGAGUAGUAGGUAUUGAUACUGUGUAGAUGUACUGCUGCGGUGGCAAGUGUCGCUGCACCGCCACGUUCUACCUGACAUGGAUGGAGGUAGACUUUUUGCCUGUAGCCACACUAUGCUUGUACGCCAUUUAAUGCUGCAGAGCGAAUAUAUGGGCCCCGGAGACUUGAGGAGGCUUGGCGGGAAAGCUUGCGGACGCUUGUUGAGGCUUGGAAAUGCAAAUGAAAGGCUUGCGAGGGAUAACAGCCAAAGUCGAGACACAUCUAGGUCCUGUUUCUGGACCAGAAUCACGUAGAAAUACGUAGUAGUUGCGGGUUCGUUCGGCGCUCUCUCACGGACUCAUGAGUGGUGAUCCGUACAAGGAUGGCCCCCCUGACCCUGACCAAGAAAUCGGAAAGCUUAAGUCGGCCCAGGUCUAAGUGGUGGGGUUGCCAAAGGGCAUGGCAAGGAUACUACGGACUCGAACACGGGUC
Messenger RNA from Colletotrichum destructivum, 1667 nucleotides. RefSeq names its product Putative short-chain dehydrogenase/reductase SDR, NAD(P)-binding domain superfamily. Gene Ontology annotation, molecular function: oxidoreductase activity. The coding region runs from base 88 to 1020 and encodes 310 amino acids. The record is from RefSeq and is a predicted model, not a curated record. Gene Ontology annotation, cellular component: membrane. The transcript has 3 exons. Lineage: Eukaryota; Fungi; Ascomycota; Sordariomycetes; Glomerellales; Glomerellaceae.